AUGCCACCUGGGCAAGCCACUAAGAGGAGGUCGACAACCUCAAUGUCAGAGGCAAACCUGGUUGAGCUCCCAGCUAUAUCUCCUGUGGAUGCAUUUGCAAGUCUAUCUCCUGUGGAUGCAUCUCCAUCUUCGCAAACAGUUGAUAUUGGUCCAUCUGUAAAGCGAGUACGAGGUCCAACUAGGGGUAAGAACAGUAGUAGACUCAUCAACCAACAUGGUGGGAAGAAGCUUUUUGUUGGAGUUUCUAUUGAGAGGAGGACAUUUGUGGGGCUUAAUGCCACCAAGGCCGCUAACGAAUUGGGGGCACAAAUUCGAUUGCAAGCCCCAUUGCAAGGAACAAAAAAUUGGGAGGACGUUCCACCAGUCAUUCGAGCAGCUAUUGUACAAUCCUUGCGGGAUAAGUUUGAGAUUGAAGGAUAUGAUGAGAGUCCACUUCCACAAGAAAUCAUUGACACAAAGGCCACACAUUUUUUCAAAGGCUGGCGAUAUCAUAUGCAUGAACAUUACAAAGAGUUGGUGAAAGAAGGUACAGAUCCUUAUAGUAAACCAUUUGUUGGGGUGAGCGAAGAAGAUUGGAGAUACAUGAUUGAUGAAGUGUUUCUUGGUGACACACACAAGAAACGGUCAACAAGAAAUAUAGCCAACAGGAAAAAGUUACCCUAUAAUCACACCAUGGGUUCAAGGUCAUUUUCAGCAGCAAUCUCAAUUGAGGGAAUUGAAACUGGAAAGGAGCCUCACAUUGUAGAUUUUUUCAAGACCUCACAUUGGAGUAAAAAAAAAAAAGAUUGGAUUGAACCAGUUUGUGCGGAGUUAUAUGAAAAGAUGGACCAACUUCAUGAGGAAUCUUCACAGCAUGGAGCAACCCCGCUAACACAGGAGGAAAUUACUGUUCAAGUCCUUGGGAAGCGUUCAGGGUAUUUGAGAGGUUUCAGGGUUGGUCUAAAGCCGUCUUAUGCAUUCAAUUCUACAACUAGGUCACAAGCACGUGAUGAAGAGGUUAAGGGCCUUAAAGAAGAGGUAGCAUCACUGAAAGGGAUAAUUCAAUCAUAUGAAGGAUGCUUUGAACAGUUUGAACACUUUAUGAGACAAAUGCAGGGCAAUGGUAGUGGAUACGACUCUUUUGAUGAGUAA
Molecule: messenger RNA, 1131 nt
Organism: Camellia sinensis
Lineage: Eukaryota; Viridiplantae; Streptophyta; Magnoliopsida; Ericales; Theaceae
Source: RefSeq, a predicted model, not a curated record